UACCACGGCGGCUGCGACAUGGGGGGGCGCGGAGCAGACGCCGGAAGUAGCGGUGGUACGGGUCCCACCGAGGGGUACUCACCGCAGGCAGCGUCCACCCGCGCCGCGGCGAGAGCCAAGGCCCGAGGGGGUGGGCGUGGCGGCCGCCGGAACACAACACCCUCUGUUCCCUCAGCUCGCGGAGCGGCGCUGCGUCGCUCCCCUCCACCGGCUGCCAUGAGCGAGCGCCUCCGCCCCAGGAAAAGGAGAAGGAAUGGCAGUGAAGAAGACCACCAUCUUCCCCCACAGACCAAAAGGAGUAGUAGAAACCCUGUCUUUCAUGAGUCCUGGGACACAGAGACAGUACCUGUAACGAAAAACAGUAAAGAAAACAGACUAAGAGGAAACAAAGUGUUCUGCGCGUCUUCGAGCAGCGAUAGCGGCGGCAGCAGCAGCAGCAGCAUCAACAGCCCGGACAGGGCAAGCGGGCCGGAGAGCAGCUUGAACCACAUGGGCGCCGGGUCCGGCCCUAACACCCCUCAGCCUGUUCCUGAGCAGUCUGCACUGUGCCAAGGCCCUUACUUCCGCAUCAACCAGACCCUGAAGGAGGCCCACUUCCACAGCCUACAGCACCGGGGACGGCCUCCGACAUGAUGUGCCGGCAGUUUCUUGCCUUCUGUGAAGGGACAGCGCUGUGCAGAUUUGAUAUUUCAACUUACGAUGUUUUAAAAAAUUGCACAAAAAUAUGCCUGUUGGCUUUUCAGUCUAUAUUUGAAAGAGCAGGUUAACAGGCAGUUGUUUACUUGUGGUUUUGCUGCACUAUUGCAAUUUCAAAGGGGCUUCGAAGCAAUUUUUUAUAGGAUUCUUUUGAGGGUGGGUAUCACAUCCAUGUCGAGGUAACGGUAUGAGGAAAUCUCAUCUGCGUGUUGAAUCCAUAGUUUGUCCAGUUCAGAUUGGUUUCCAAAUCUGUCAAUUAGAAAUUCUACUUCAUGUAAAAAGGCCUUUUAACAAUGCGGGAUCUUCAAUUUUUUAAAUUCAAUAAAUCAGCAAAGAGUAUCUAGUUUCCAUGAAAAAAACCUAAGUUUUUUUUUCCAAAAUUUAGAAAGCUUGAUUCAGUCUUGCACUGAAAUUAACUGCCAUACUACCUCUUAGUAUGUAGACAUCCUGUUGAAAGUACGCUGUCCUUUCUAACAGGAGAACAAUCAGAUCCAAGUUAGACCGCGGAAGGGAAGCACCCUUGCUAAUAACCAUCUUCUCUCUUUGUUAUAUAUUUGUAUUUCCAGAGAGAAUCUCUUUCAGACUUGUAUACCCAGAUAACUUCUGCUACCGUUACUCCUCCAAAGCCUACAUCUCAGACUUAGUAGAAAACACUGCACAGAUCUGACAGUCGAGAAGUACAUAACGAAUGACCUUUGUCUUACUCACAGACUUGUUCUGCCAGCAGCUUCUGUGAUCUCACUGGGAGUCCGCCUUGGGGGUCAAGAAUUCAGGCGCUGCUGAACGCUGACCAAGUGUAGGCUCUCUGAACUGCUGUCUGAAGUCACAAGUAUCAUGAAACUGUCGGACAAGGAUUCACUUUAUGCUUAAAGCAAACCCCCAACAGUAAUUCGGGGGCCACAUUCCACCGCUGAAACUGGAAAGACUGGUGUGGCUUAGAAAUAAAUGAGCAGAGGCACCGUUAGAAGAAGUGAUG
Puma concolor (puma) is the source of this 1672-nucleotide messenger RNA. It is a transcript of the gene VCF1, whose product is annotated as VCP nuclear cofactor family member 1. NCBI's taxonomy places the organism in Eukaryota, Metazoa, Chordata, Mammalia, Carnivora, Felidae. The record is from RefSeq and is a predicted model, not a curated record.